UUGGUUAUCCUUUAAAUGGACAUGUGGGAUGUUCCCACUUCCCAGGCAGACCCCGCUGUGAGGCUGCAGGUGUGUCUGGAGACGCUGGGCGUGGAGGAAGAGACGCUGGAGGGAGUUCCGGCUCACCUGCGCCUCCCAGUGGCUGUGACCCGCUACUGGCUGAGGAGGGCCAGCCCUGAGCCGACGCUCCUCAAAGCUCUGCUGAUGGUCAUGGUCCAAGGAGAACUGAACCGACGAACAGGAGGGACAACAGGCUGGCAGGGGGUCACCAGCCACAACCCUCAGCCUCUGGAUGGUGUCGUGGCUCAUAGCCUCAACCAAUGGCAGAGCUGCCUGAAGGACGCCUCCCAGCUCAACCGGCUGCUCUGCAAGCCCCUCCCCAAACCCCACUUCUCCUGGUGAGACACCAAG
Gadus macrocephalus (Pacific cod) is the source of this 411-nucleotide messenger RNA. Its product is annotated as protein asteroid homolog 1-like. The coding region runs from base 16 to 402 and encodes 128 amino acids. The record is from RefSeq and is a predicted model, not a curated record. Lineage: Eukaryota; Metazoa; Chordata; Actinopteri; Gadiformes; Gadidae. The transcript has 2 exons.